Messenger RNA from Puntigrus tetrazona (Sumatra barb), 2054 nucleotides. Its product is annotated as nucleolar protein 9. Gene Ontology annotation, biological process: endonucleolytic cleavage to generate mature 5'-end of SSU-rRNA from (SSU-rRNA, 5.8S rRNA, LSU-rRNA); endonucleolytic cleavage in ITS1 to separate SSU-rRNA from 5.8S rRNA and LSU-rRNA from tricistronic rRNA transcript (SSU-rRNA, 5.8S rRNA, LSU-rRNA); endonucleolytic cleavage in 5'-ETS of tricistronic rRNA transcript (SSU-rRNA, 5.8S rRNA, LSU-rRNA). Gene Ontology annotation, cellular component: nucleolus; preribosome, small subunit precursor; 90S preribosome. Lineage: Eukaryota; Metazoa; Chordata; Actinopteri; Cypriniformes; Cyprinidae. The record is from RefSeq and is a predicted model, not a curated record. Gene Ontology annotation, molecular function: RNA binding.
CCACAUUCCUGCACACAGUUAUAUUUUAGAGAAGGAAAAAAAACGGGACUUUUGUUUGCGAAAAUGCACGUCGCUCUGACGUCAUCACGCCGCGCCGCCCGCUGUUGUACACACGUGAGCGGAAUCACACUGGCAUGAAAGCAGUUCAACGUCUCUGUCAGAUCUGAGAGACCCCGACAGGCCGAAGGGAUGGGCGAGGAGAUGGAGGUCAAAGGUCAGCAGUGUGUUAAGGGUAGGCCGAAGAAGGGGAAGAAGCGGCCCGCGCCGGACGGGACCAAGAGGCCGAGACUGGACGGGCCGAGCGUGAGCUACUUCCGGCGCGUCGGAGACAGACUCAAGGAGGGCUUCACGGACGAGGAGGAGAGAGUCCUGUUUGUGGAGAACGUGCUGUCCGAGGUCAAAGGUCAAGCGGCGCUCGUCUCCAUGGAUAUGACGGGCAGUUUGGCUCUGCAGCAGCUGCUCUCAUUGGCCGCCGCUCAGGUGGCAGGGUUGCUGGCCGAGCUGGGAGGAGAGACGGGGUCAGAGUUCAGAAGCGUGUCAUGUGACCCGUGCGGGGGUCAUGUGAUGGAGACUGCGCUCAGACAGGCCCGCCGCUGGGAAGAGGAGAGCUCCGUGGAGGAAGAGGAGGAGGAGGAGGAGCGCUGUGGGCUGCUGGAGGCUCAGGUGAAGCGUCUGUGUGCAGCGGUCAGAGAGAGUCCGCUGGACUUCCUGAAGGAUGUGUACGGGUCACAUGUUCUCCGGACGCUGGUCCAGGUUCUGAGCGGAUGUCUGACCCGAGACGCAUCGCCUCAGACGGGUAAGAAGCAGAAGACGACCAAAGAAGAGCUGCUGGAUUUUGAGAUCCCCGUCUCCUUCUGGUGGGAGCUGAAGCAUCUCAGCGAGUGUCUGCUGGAGAACAUUAAAGUGUGUGUGACAGACACCAGCUCCAGUGCCGCUCUCCAGACGCUGCUGACCAUCUCUCACAGGAAGAGACCCAUUCUGUGCAGGAAGCUGAUCAAGGGCAUCAUGGGAUACCUGACAGGGCUGAGCUCGGCUCCCGGAGUCAGUCCUCUGCUGGUGUUCCUGAAGGAUCCUUCCAGCAGUCACCUGAUGCAGGUCAUCUUCAGCUGCUCCAACGAGGCCGUGCUGCGAGACGUCUACAGGACACACCUGAGGACACAGAUGAUGACUCUGGCUCUUCAUCCCAUCGCAAACUUCCCCGUCCAGAGCCUGAUCACCGCCUCGGCGCGCUACAGAGUGUUCCUGAAGAUCCUCGACGAGCUGAUGCAGGGCUUCGAGGCGAUUCUGGCGGCGGGACACAUGGGUGUGGUGGUGCUGAUGCUGGAGAGCUGUGUUCAUUGGGAGGAGAAGCAGAACGAGAUGAUGCAGCGCCUCCUGCAGGCCUUUCACUGCAGCGAGCCGGCUCUGCAGCUCUCCUGUCUGCCUCUCUUCUUAUCUUUAGUGGCCUAUGAAGUGUACUACAACAAAGAGACAGCAGAGGGAGACUCCGUCACACAGCCGGUGCAGCCGCGUCUCUCCGUGUGUUAUCACGGCUCUCGUCUGGUCCAAGCCCUCGCCGGAUUCAGAGACCGCUCCGUCCUGAUGAACAGCCUUCACGCGCUGGGCUCCGCUGACCUCCUGACCCUCGGCACCGACCGCUGCGGCAGCCACGCGCUCCAGAAGCUGCUGACCUCCGCCAGCGAUAAGGGCCGAGGAAAGAUGCUGAGAAAGCUGGAGGAGCUUUACGUCCCGUUGGCCUGUUCGUCCUGCGGCAGCCGUCUGCUGGAAGCCGUGUGGAACAGCGCCACCGUCGGCCAGAGGCAAAGCAUCGCUGAGAAACUGGUCCCCAGUGAGAUACAGCUCCGGUCCGAUCAGUUCGCGCGGCACACUUGGACCAAGUUCGGUCUGACGAUCUUCGUGAAGCGGCGGGGCGACUGGCUGGAGGCUCAAGUGGGAGAAUCGAAGAAGAGGGCGAUGUUCAGUGAGAUUCUACAGUAAGAGACUGUAAACAAAGUGUAACCGCUUUUUACGCGUUACCUUUUCAUUUUAUAAAUAAAAACAUCAAAAAGCCUGCA